This is a messenger RNA of Gigantopelta aegis, 1607 nucleotides long. RefSeq names its product acetylcholine receptor subunit alpha-like 1. Bases 1 to 1422 code for a protein of 473 amino acids. Gene Ontology annotation, cellular component: synapse; postsynaptic membrane; neuron projection. Gene Ontology annotation, molecular function: transmembrane signaling receptor activity; acetylcholine-gated monoatomic cation-selective channel activity. Gene Ontology annotation, biological process: monoatomic ion transmembrane transport; regulation of membrane potential; nervous system process. The transcript is spliced from 6 exons. The record is from RefSeq and is a predicted model, not a curated record. Lineage: Eukaryota; Metazoa; Mollusca; Gastropoda; Neomphalida; Peltospiridae.
AUGGGAUGUGAAGAUGGAGGUGAACAACCAGUGACGUUGAAAGACAGGAGAAGCUGCCAGAUCGGGAAGAAAUGUGAUGGGAAUCAAAGGAUGGACAAGGCAAAAAUACGAGAAAAGCAAGAUGAAAAGAAUCAAAUCAUCAAGAUCAGCGUCUGGCUACGUCAGGAGUGGUUUGACAUGCGACUUCACUGGGACCCCGAGGAGUACAGCGGAGUGACGAAACUCCACAUCCCCUCCAACGACCUGUGGAAGCCCGACCUCGUUCUCUACAACAAUGCUGACGGUGAUUUCGUCGUGACGCUGCAGACGAAGGCUACCGUACACCACAACGGCUGGAUCGUAUGGGAGCCGCCUGCCAUCUACAAGAGUUACUGCGAGAUCGACGUCGAGUUCUUCCCCUUUGAUAUGCAGGAGUGUUUCCUCAAAUUUGGUUCGUGGACCUACGACGGCACGCAGCUUGAUCUUCAACACGUCUGUGACAACGGCAUUGAGGUCUCCGAUGACAUAUUCGUCAUCGACAGGGGUAUAGAUUUGCGAGAUUUUUAUGCCAACAUUGAGUGGGACAUUAUAAACGUAACGGCUCAACGCAGGGUCAAGUAUUACCCUUGCUGCCCAGAACCUUACCCAGACAUAAUGUUCAACGUGACCCUGCGAAGACGGACACUGUUUUACACGCUGAACCUCAUCAUGCCGUGCAUUUCGAUAUCGUGUCUGACAGUUCUGGUGUUCUACCUUCCUGCCGACAGCGCGGAGAAGAUCACCCUGUGUAUUUCGAUUCUACUCGCCCUGACAAUGUUCUUCCUGCUGCUGUCUGACAUUACUCCUCCUACGUCACUCGUGAUUCCGCUCAUCGGCAAAUAUCUACUCUUUGUUUUAAUCGUCGUGUCCCUGUCCAUUUUCCUAACUGUUUACACGUUACACAUAAACUUUAAAACUCCAACCACCCAUAAGAUGUCUCCGUGGGUGAGGAAAGUCUUCACCGAGAUAUUACCCAGAAUUCUUUUGAUGAAACGUCCAGUGUUCAGGAAGAAGCCCACCGUUGGCGUGAGGACAUGUAACGGGAUUGAAAUGAGAGAACAACUUGGCACGUCAUCAUCACGUGACUUGCAUACUUACGAAAAUGUACGACAGAGACAGCAGUCGGAGGAACCCGAAGGAGUGACGACUUCGUUUUCACCAAAAGUUACAGAAGCUCUCUAUGGCGUGAAAUUUAUUGCAGAUCAUUUAAAGAAGGAGGACGAAGACAUGAUGGAAGUACAUGACUGGAAAUACAUUGCCAUGGUGAUGGACAGGUUUUUUCUGGUGAUAUUUUCAACAGCUUGUUUCUGUGGAACCGUCAGCAUUUUUCUCUUUGCGCCAUCUUUAUACGACCCACGGGAACCGCUGGCCAAAGAAGACCCAAACAAUACUUGUAUAUACUGAAACUGUCUUCUUUACACGUGGGAUGAUCGCACGAGACAAUACCCCAUGUUACCGUUCGGGGGACUAAUUCACUAAACUCUGAUCUCGCAGUGCAAUGCUAAAAGACUUACAAAGAGGAUGCUUUGUUGUCUAGCAGAGCCUAAGAGACCUUUGUGAAUUAGGCCCCUGGAGUCUAAUUCACUAAA